AUGUCGAGUAUAACUGGAAUAUUUUUAGAGCUUUCAUUGUCCGUCUUUGGCUUCUCGCAUUUCAUUUUUUGUCUUCGCACAUUUUGCGAAACACCACUUGUCAGGAAUUUCUCUACCUGUUUUGUUGCUGAGUUAGAUUAUAAGCAAGCAAAAUAUGAGCAGAAGGAGCAAGAUGAACCCAAGAAACAAUCACGUGAGGAUUGGAAAAAAAUGAAAGAGUUAGAAGAGGCUCGUAAAGCAGGAACUGUUCCAGCAAUGCAAGAUGAAGAAGGAAAAGAUAUCAAUCCUCACAUUCCUCAGUAUAUUAUGCAAGCACCUUGGUACUUUGGAGCAGACAAACCAACUCUCAAGCAUCAACGUCCACAACCAGAAAAGUUAAAAACAUUUGCCAGAUUAGAUGAACAUUAUCAGCGAGGAGUAAAAGAGACUCAAAUUGCUACUAAAUAUAGAAAAGGAGCUUGUGAAAAUUGUGGUUCCAUGACUCAUAAGAAGAAAGAUUGUCUUGAGCGUCCUCGAAGAGUUGGAGCAAAAUAUACAAACAAUCAUAUAGCACCUGAUGAAUACAUACAACCUGUUUUAAAAUAUGAUUAUGAUGGGAAAAGGGAUAUUUGGAAUGGAUAUGAUCCAGAAGAACAUCAAAACAAACUUUUCAGAGAAUAUUCAAAAAUAUUGCAAGCAAAACAAUUGUUGAAGGAACAUAAAGACGCAGAAGUUAUUCAUGAGGAUGCAAUACAAAAGGCACAAGACAGUGAUGAUGAAGAUAAAUAUGCUGAUGAUCUUGAUAUGCCUGGACAGAAAUUUGAAACAAAACAAAGAAUCACUGUAAGAAACUUACGUAUUCGAGAAGAUACAGCUAAGUACUUACACAACCUAGAUCCAAAUUCCAGUUUUUAUGACCCUAAAACAAGAGCCAUGAGAGAAAAUCCAUUCAAAAACUCUGGCAAAGAUGAAGCAGAGAUGAAAUAUGCAGGAGACAACUUUGUUCGAUAUUCUGGUGAUGCUCAAAGAAUGGCUUCUAGACAAAUGUUUGCCUGGGAAGCAUAUGAACGAGGAGUAGAUGUCCAUCUUCAAGCUGAUCCUACCAAGCUGGAAUUAUUACACAAAGAAUUUGAAAACAGAAAGGACCAGUUUAAAACUAGCCAACGAGAAGGCAUUCUACAAAAGUAUGGGGGAGAAGAACAUUUAGAUACCCCACCCAAACAACUUCUACUUGCUCAAACAGAGGAUUAUGUUGAAUACUCUCGACAUGGAACAAUUAUCAAAGGUCAAGAAAAGGCUUCUAUCAAAUCACGUUAUGAAGAAGAUGUUUAUCCAAACAAUCACACUAGUAUUUGGGGUUCAUAUUGGAAAGAAGGUCUAUGGGGCUAUAAAUGCUGUCACUCCUUUAUUAAGGAAAGCUACUGUACAGGAGAGGCUGGUAAAGCAGCCAACUGUUCUGAUAUUUUGACUAUAACAAAUGAUACAAGUGUUUUAACUAAAGAACAUGAGCCACCAAAAUCUCUUCUACAGCUACAUGAAGAGAAUUACAAAAAAAAGGCACUCAAAAAACUAAAGAAAAAUUCCAAAAAGAAACAUGACAGUAGUAGUAGUAGCAGCAGCAGUAGUAGUAGUAGUAAUGAAAGUAGCAGCAGUAGUGAUGAUGAUAGCAGUUCAUCUUCAGAUGAAGAGGAGAAAAAAAAGAAAAAAUUAAAAAAGGCUUUGAAAGCUGAAGAAAAUCAUCAAAGGUGGGCAGAUGAAAUACUGAAGAUGGAUGAAAGGAAACGACCUUAUAACAGCAUGUAUGAAACAAAGGCUCCAACAGAUGCAGAAAUGGAAGCCUUCUACAUGAAGAGAAUGCGUGCUGAUGAUCCAAUGGCAGCUUUCAUUGGAAAAGAAUAA
Messenger RNA from Acanthosepion pharaonis, 1878 nucleotides. The record is from the annotation of a GenBank genome assembly. NCBI's taxonomy places the organism in Eukaryota, Metazoa, Mollusca, Cephalopoda, Sepiida, Sepiidae.